Molecule: messenger RNA, 2868 nt
Organism: Penicillium argentinense
Lineage: Eukaryota; Fungi; Ascomycota; Eurotiomycetes; Eurotiales; Aspergillaceae
Product: putative DUF221 domain protein
Exons: 2
Coding region: 1-2868 (955 amino acids)
Cellular component (GO): plasma membrane
Molecular function (GO): calcium-activated cation channel activity
Source: RefSeq, a predicted model, not a curated record
AUGGAUCUGCGCCAGAGCUUACAGCUCCGCGACGAUACGUCCGGGACUGACGAGUUCGUCAAGCUUAUCUCAAAUCCGUUUCGCAACCAAUUCACUGUCACUGCCAUCUGGGCUUCCCUUGGAACCUCGAUCGGAUUCUCCAUCCUCCUCGCUCUCCUCUUCUCCCUCUUUCGACCCCGUCACUCGGUUGUCUAUGCCCCGAAAGUCAAACAUGCGGACUCGAAACAUGCGCCUCCUCCGGUAGGAAAAGGCUUUUUCUCAUGGGUGAAACCGGUGCUGCGCACUCGAGAGCCUCAACUGGUCGACACACUCGGCCUAGAUGCCGCUCUUUUUCUCCGCUUUACCAAAAUGUGUCGGAACAUCCUGAUCUUCAUGAGCAUCAUCGGUUGUAUGGUCAUGAUUCCUGUUAACAUCACCCAGAGCAAAGGCAAUGGCGAUCAGUCAAACCUAUCGGUCUUGAACACCAUGACGCCCCUCUAUGUGGUCAAUCCGACAGCGAUGUGGAGUCAAGUGGUAUGUGCCUGGGCUUUUGACAUUAUCAUUGUGUUCUUUCUCUGGAGGAACUAUCGAGCUGUUCGGGCACUGCGCCGUCAAUACUUUGAGAGCUUCGACUACCAGCGCAGCCUCCACGCCCGAACUCUGAUGGUCACCGAUAUUCCUGGGCCAGAUCGAUCUGACGAAGGCAUUCUUCGAAUCACCGAUGAGGUCAACCCCACUGCUGCUCUCCCCCGUGCCGCAAUUGGUCGCACUGUGAGGGAUCUGCCUACCAUUAUCAAGGAGCACGAGGAUCACGUACGACAAUUGGAAUCCGUUCUCGCCAAAUACCUCAAACGCCCAGAUCAAUUGCCUGCGAAGCGGCCCACCAUGCGCCCACCUCGGAGCCAACGGAGCAAGCAUCCAGGUGGUAGAGUGGAUGCUAUCGACUACUUGACGGUGCGCAUCAGGGUCUUGGAAGAAGAGAUCAAACAUGGGCGAGCAUCGAUUGACCGCCGGAACGCUAUGCCGUACGGGUUUGCCAGUUGGGAAAGAAUCGAGCACGCCCAUGCUGUCGCGUGGACUGCGCGCAAGAAGCACCCGAGGGGUACUACUAUCGCUCUGGCGCCCCGGCCGAGUGAUCUGAUCUGGGAGAAUCUGCCUCUGACAAAGCAAACGCGCAAGUGGAAACGUUUCAUCAACUUCAUCUGGGUGACUCUCCUGACUGUCGUCUGGAUUGCACCGAACGCCCUGAUCGCGGUCUUCUUGUCCAACUUGUCGAAUCUGGGCCUUGUAUGGCCUGCAUUCCAGACAGAGCUUGAGGCAGACCCCCAUGUAUGGGCUGCUGUGCAGGGUAUCGCGUCGCCGGCGCUUACUUCUCUUGUCUAUCUUGUGCUGCCGAUCAUUUUCCGACGCCUUUCGGUUCAAGGUGGUAGCAAGACCAAGACUUCUCGGGAGAGACAUGUGCUGGGCCAGCUCUAUGCAUUUUUCGUUUUCAACAACCUUAUUGUCUUUUCGCUCUUCUCGGCUGCAUGGACAUUUGUUACAACCGUGAUUGAGAAGAGCAGCGAGGCCGAGAAUGCAUGGCAGGCCAUUGUGGACAGCCAACUUUAUACUCAGCUGGUGACUGCUCUGUGCAAUGUUUCGCCCUUCUGGGUGACUUGGCUUCUGCAACGUAAUCUGGGUGCCACCAUUGAUCUGGUACAGAUUAUCACUUUGACAUGGGUGUGGUUUGCGAAGACCUUCCUUUCGCCGACGCCUCGACAAUCGAUUGAAUGGACUGCCCCGCCGCCAUUUGACUACGCCAGUUAUUACAACUACUUCCUUUUCUACGCGACUGUGGCAUUUUCCUUUGCUACUCUCCAACCAAUUGUACUGCCAGUGGCUGCGCUGUACUUUGGUGUUGAUGCCAUGCUGAAGAAAUACCUGCUGAUGUACAUGUUCGUGACCAAGAAUGAGUCUGCAGGAGCGUACUGGCGCGUCUUGUUCAACCGCUUAGUAUUCGCAACCAUUCUUGCUAACCUCAUCGUCUGCCUUGUCGUCAAGGCGAGAGCCACUUGGACUAUGGUGUUUUGCGUCCUCCCGCUGCCUUUCUUGAUGCUGGGAUUCAAAUUCUACUGCAUGAAAACCUUCGAUGACGACUGCCACUUCUACAACCGCGGAAACCUAAGUGAUGCUGAAGCACUGGCUGCUUCCAAGUCUGGCAAGAAAGCCGGUGAUCGCCUCAGCUCCAAGUUUGGUCACCCAGCACUUUAUAAGCCGCUCAUGACCCCAAUGGUUCAUGCUAAGGCUGCGGAGGUUCUCAAGGCCAUCUACCAGGGCCGCUUGGAGCACAACGACUUGGGUGGCGAGUACUCCGACAUUGCAAUGAACCCAAUGAUGCCAUCGGAACCCGGAAAGUCCGCCGACCCCGCUCCGUUCGAGGUCGUCCCCGAGAAUCAACUGGAUUUCUCGUACUUCAAGGACCGCGCCGACUUCCGCGACGAGUUCGGUGGAGGCAUCUACGGCAGGCCGGAGGACCUGAUGACCGAGCGUUCCCAAACCCCACGCAGCACCUUGGGCGACUGGUCACCGAGCUCCUCCCGUGCAUCAUCUCCGGUUCCCUCUCUACCUUCAAUGUCUGGGCUGAAGGUGCACGACGGCUACGAGGCUUCCGAGGGCGCCCCUCUCGUCCACCCUGCCUUCCGUGUUCCCCUGUCACGGGGUGAUAGUGGUGGUCUUUACCAACAAUCAAAUGAGAGCGAGUCAAGACUCCUCGGUCAUGCUCAGACUCCCGCGCACACCGAGUCCUCCAACCCGCUCGACCGCUGGCGCACUGGCGGCUACGGCCCUGUUGAGCAGGAUGAUGAUCCUGUUUCAUACACUUCGUAUGAGCCCUACCGCGCUCAGCGGUAG